Molecule: messenger RNA, 1358 nt
Organism: Sphaerodactylus townsendi
Lineage: Eukaryota; Metazoa; Chordata; Lepidosauria; Squamata; Sphaerodactylidae
Product: transmembrane protein 91-like
Exons: 2
Coding region: 231-707 (158 amino acids)
Cellular component (GO): membrane
Source: RefSeq, a predicted model, not a curated record
UGUAAGAGAGCAUUUCCCAGAGGAGCUGGGCAGAUCAAAGGCAAACGUGCAGCCAGAAGAAGACCUCUGAGCGUUCGACUGGGUGUAACAGGAGGAAGGCAAGGAGGGGAGCCAUAUAAGGAAGCAGCAACAGGAGGCCGGUGAAGAAUAUUCAACAGUUAGGGAACAGAGCAAGAAGGAAUCGAGAACAGAGAUUCCCUUCAGAGCUGAGAAGAACAGAGAUUUGCACUAUGGAGAACCCAAACUAUGAGAACAACCAAAGUGGUGCGCCACCUUCCCUGAACCCACCACCCUACUCUGAAAAAGAACAGCAGCCUCCUGUUGAUGGGCCAGCACCCACCACAAGCUUCACAGCAAACCCCACCAUGCCUCAACAGUCUCAGCCUUAUUAUGGCCAGUAUGGGAUACCCCCGGGCCAAGGGUUCAUCGCUCAGCCUCUACAGCAUACCACCUUGAUCAUCCCUGUGCAACCUACUCAAGAACCGGAUUACCUGGUGUAUUCCAUCUUUACCAUGCUCUGCUGUUGCCUGCCUCUGGGAAUUGCAGCUCUGGUUUACUCAGUACAGACCAGAGAUGCCAACCGUAUUGGGGAUGCCAAUGCUGCUCGGCAGAGCUCCAGGAUGGCGCAGAUUUUUGCCCAUACCGCCCUUGCGACGGGUCUUGUGUUUCUCGUCGUCUACAUCGUUUUGACCACGGUUGUUUUUUAGUGGGGCUUGUGGUCAUGUUCCAAGACUUCCCCUGUUGCACCUUUUACAGGAGUCCUGGCUCAAAGUCCAUUCCCUUCAGCCAUUUCACAAAGGGACGCACCUGGAGAUGAUGCGCCCAUGGAAGAUCUCUGACAGAUUUCCCUGCUCCUCGUAGCCGAACAUGUGAACUCGGUCCAAUGAGAAGUACCGGAUCUGAGAUGACCUGAACACCGUUUUCCCCAGUGGUGGCUCUGCGAUGGCCAAUUGACCCAUGCAUCAAAUGUACCAUCUCAUGUGCGAAACACACAGAUGUCUGACACUGAGAUACUAGAACAAAGUCAAAUGAACUGAUCAAGGUCAAUGGUGACGAGGAGACCAGUUGAUGGCUUGAGAAUGUCUGUUAUUAACUGGGUGUCAAGCUCAAUGGGUUUAGGAAUCAGAUGCAGUGUUGCUAAUGCUAAAACACCCCCCUUCCAUUCCGUUAAAAUAAGAACGUAAGAAGAGCCUGACUGAAUCAGACCAGUGGUCCGUCUAGUCCUGCACCCCCGAAACAAUUGUGUGGUGUAGUGAUUAAAAGUGGAAGAUUUUAAUCUGGAGAAUCAGGUUUGAUUCUCCAGUCUUCCACAUGACUGGGUGCUGGGUGACUUUGGGCUAGUCACAGUUCCCUCAAAA